GGCAUCUUCUUCAGAAGACGCAGAGCACGCGAGGAUGAUGCUGCUGCCAGCACAACGGCGAAAUAUUCGCUUAAAUCCACAGUGACAUUGACGGAUAAAGCGAUAUCUGUAACAGUGGAUGCUUACAUCGCCAAAAUAGGCCGGAUUGAAAAUUCUGACUUUCGUUAUUGUGGGAUAUACCCCUCCUUAAUUCUUCCUUUGAGAUGUGUAUCGAUCGUCUUAAAAGAUGUCGUCAUGCUGUAUGUUCAGCCUGGCUCUGGGUGUAGGGAUGAUGGAGAGAACAUGAAUUCUCAUUGUAAAGAUUACUGAUUAUCUCUUUGAUAUUAAUAUAAGCUGCGCUAAUGGAGAACACGGGUUCACAGAUGUUGUCGUUGGAGCAGCAGGUGGAGAGUGUGGAGAGGAGCAUUGUCUUCCUGAGACAGGAGCAGCUUACCAUGCUGCAUGGAUUACACCUGGAGAUUCUCUCCCUUCAGAAACGCUGUACAGAACUUACACAAGAACUUAACAUAAAACCAGCAGGCAGGAGUCAAGCAGAGGUUCAGGAGGAAGAAGAGCAGCUGAAAGUGCAUUGUUUGCAAGUUGAAGAACAUCUGCACGAACAGCAGCAAUUGCAGAGUGACUUGCGAUGGGAGCUGAGUCAGAAGACGGUGCUGGUAGGCGCAUUACGCGCCAGUCUGAAGGACAAGGAGCGGCGUUUCCUGGAGGAGCUGAAAAACCGCAGCCACAGGACCACUGCGCUCAACGCCGAACUGCAAAAGCAGACGGAGACGGCUGCGUAUCUUUCCUUCCAGCUGCAUUCCGCAAAGCAGAAACUUCAGCAGCAAAAGCUGCGCAGGAGGCAAGCCCCGCCCACCGACGACAAGCCACCUCUCCAACCUCCGGCCCAGGAGAGCGCUAGCAGCCCGACUGUGGUCAAACCCAAACGGCGUAGCACGAGUCGGCCCUCUUCGCACCUCCGCACCGAGCGCGCCAGGGAGUGCGUUCCACGCGAGAGGGUGACGGGCCCGGAGGAGCCUAUGGCCAUGCCUGACCCCGCCCUCUUCCUCUACCCGUACAGACACAGAAUGCGGCCCCGCCUACCGCACAGACACGCCCUGCAAGAGGCAGAGGGAGGGGAGGAGUCAGUGGAGCUUGAUCAGGGAGCUUCAGUAAACAGACUGGCUACGACUGUAGCUAAAGCCACCGCAACCACGGCAUCUACUACAGAGAGCAAUGCUGAAUGAGCAUUUCUUAUACGGUUCACUUCAACAACAACAUGCUUGUUUUUAUAUUUACCCUUGAAUUGCACCUUGAGAGAACCUUGCUUUCUAUAUGAUAAUGACAGAAAUGUUUAUAUUUGCAAAACAGUUUUGAUUUUUUUUACACUUUGCACAUACUGCAGUUAUGAAUGGACUGAGAUUUAUGCUUACGUUCGCACCAAAUUGCUCGUGUUUUUGUUUCCAUGAAGCAUCUUUAUAAUCGAGGCCCCCUACAUAAGACAGUGUCCUUGUUCACCCAGUACUGCUUUGUUCGAAUUUGUUUUUUAAUCUGUGCCCUUGCUUUGGAUUGCUCAUCUCAGCUAUUUGCCAGGUUUGCUGAAUGAUCCAUUGUCUGUCUGGUGUCACCACAAGUGCACUCUUCGGCCCUCCAGAUCCCAUAAAUACUGGUUGAUGGUUAAGUAGUAGAAUCUAGUAUGAAUGCUGAACACUACAGAGGAUAUGUAGCCUGAAUCAUUUGCUUAAGUGCUUUAUCUGGUGUAGUGUAUGUACACAGAGCGUGUUUAUAUGUAAGCUUGUUGAUUAGAAGAGAGUGGGCUCAAGGGUCAAUGCAUCAUUGUUCUGCCAUCAAAUGAGCUAGCGAUGCCCAAAGUACUGAUUCAUUUUUGCUGCUUAACACACAGUGUCCUACUCACAUGUUUUAAUCAUGAUUUGCAUUUGAAACACUACAGUCAAGAGUACUUUUAAUUUUAUAAUAUUAUGUAGCCAGGUAUUUAAGAAAGCUUUGGCGGUCCGGGGAUUAAGUUAGUUCAUGGUGAUAAUGUGGAUGCACUGUUAUAUAAAGGAUGGGACAGUAAUAACGCUAAUUAAAAGUAAAUAUACAUGUCUCAGGUUAUGCAAUUUGUGUUAACUGAGUCAAAACAUUAACAAAUAUUGAGACAGCGUUACGCUAUUUCUUGCUGUCUGACUGUGGUGUAUGACUUAUACACCAUAUGAUUUAUACAACAUCAUAUUUACAAUUUUACAUGUUGUAUAACUUGCUUUAUUAGAUUGAAUAUUGAAUAUAACCCCUUUGAUGUCACUAAGCUUGGACUUGAAUGCCUAAAAAAUGUUCUAUUCAGCUUAAUAUUAUUUCAGUUAUACCAAUUUGAAGCCCUACAAAGUGAUGUCUGCUUCACUCAGGGUCUGAGAAACUUUAUUUCACUAAUGUACACGUAUGCCUGACACUAUUUAAAAGGCCUAUAACCAGUUUUUGUAUUGCAUAAGUGGAGAGAUAUAGAGACUUUAGGACUAAGUGAGCUAGACUGUGACAUAUAUGACUAUAGUCACAUGUACUAGUAAUAGUUUAUUAUCUUUGAAACAUAUUGAUACUUCUUAAUGUUGUUCAUUUAUGAUUUAAUUGUUAGUUUCUUAAUAAUGCCAUUGUGAUUAUCCUAACAUUUUUGAUUAAAGAGAUAAGCAAUACUGCCUAACAUGUUAACUGUAUAUAAACAUGCAAUAUUUAAGUUUUAUGAUUUUUUUGUAGAUUUCAUUUCCAUGAGUUGAACAGUGUGCUUCCCAAAGGUUUUUUAAUUGUUUUAUUUGACUUUUUAUCUUGGAAUAACCAGUCUUCACUUUAUCACGGGUGAAAGCUAUUCGACUGUUACUGCAUAUUGUAUCAAAAGGAUUUCAAAACUGUUUUUACAUGAUUAGAACCAAAUUUGAUGAGAAACUUGAAUAGAAUGUAUUUGCACGUUUGUCCAAUGUCAUCAAUGUCCUGUUUCAGAAACAUUUGAAAUUCCUGAACACAAUUCAGAUCUCUUGACUAUUCAAAGAACUUUGUGCAACAAUAAUGUCGCAAUAAAAUAAAUCCACUGUGUAUUAAUAUUUCAUUAAAAGGGUCAUGACCUUUA
This is a messenger RNA of Paramisgurnus dabryanus, 3088 nucleotides long. It is a transcript of the gene ccdc92ba, whose product is annotated as coiled-coil domain containing 92Ba. Lineage: Eukaryota; Metazoa; Chordata; Actinopteri; Cypriniformes; Cobitidae. The record is from RefSeq and is a predicted model, not a curated record.